Cyprinus carpio (common carp) is the source of this 6444-nucleotide messenger RNA. RefSeq names its product wolframin-like. The record is from RefSeq and is a predicted model, not a curated record. Gene Ontology annotation, biological process: calcium ion homeostasis; endoplasmic reticulum unfolded protein response. Gene Ontology annotation, cellular component: endoplasmic reticulum membrane; endoplasmic reticulum. NCBI's taxonomy places the organism in Eukaryota, Metazoa, Chordata, Actinopteri, Cypriniformes, Cyprinidae.
GGUUUAUUUUAGUAAGCAUCAUCUGGACGGGCCCCUGCUAAGUCCGCUGUGCUCAUCACUUAUUCCAGUUAUGUGUCUGGUGUCAGAAUACAAUAAAGGCUGCUCUGUCAUAGUUAUGAAGGAGUGAUAAAGGAGCACAGACUUAGAAAUGGAUGGCUCUCUUCUUGAAUCUGCACUGUCAUCCCCAGCAUCACUUGUCCCCACAGCUUUCUCUGCAUCUGGGCACACCAUUCAUCCAAUGUCCCCUUCUUCAAUGUCUAGCCCCUCCCCUUCAACAAUGACUCCACCCCCACAUCACUCCUCACAGACAGGUCGAUCCCAACUGAAUGCAGACAGCAAUUCCCACACUGCUUUUCCAGGACAAUCAUCUUUUCCUCUACAGGGGGAAAUCCCAGAGGAACUGAGCAAAGAUGAUCUUAAACAGAGGGCAAAGAAUGGAGACACCAAAGCACAGACAGAGAUUGGUAGAUAUUACCUGAGAUUAGCAGAGCAAGAAGACGAGGAAUUGAAUUCUGUUACUGUCCAUCUGCUCCAGGCAGCGAAAAACGGACAGAAAGAUGCAGUGAAACUGCUACAGCAUUGCUUGCAUGAAAGAAGAGGCAUCACAGCUGAGAACAGAGAGGAGGUGUGUUCCCUGUCAUGUGAAUCUCGUUUUCAGCGCAGUGUAAGGAAAGCAGCUCUGCUCAUGUACUGGAAACUCAAUCCAGAGAGGAAGAAAAACAUCACUGCCGCUGAACUUGUGGAAAAUGUGAGCCAGCUCAAUGCUGAGACAGAUGGCGCUCUCAACAGCCCUCUCUCAACCCCAACACAGAAACAAAGUAAAGUUUUGGAGAGUUUGGUCAUAAGAGAUGGGGGUGAUCAUGUAGGUGUAGAAGAGUUUGUUGAGAAUACUAAACAAUAUGCUGAGGGUGUUUCCCCAACUCCUGCCAUGGAAGGGGUCACAAGUGGUGAUGAUGAUGAUGAUGAUGAUGAUGACGAUGAAGGACCAGUAAAGAACCCAGAUGAACUCCCUUUGCAUCAGAAGGUAUUGAAGUUUCCCCUUCAUGCUGUGAUGGAGGUGAAAGAGGUGUUAAUAGACUGGGCGUCACGUGCUGGCAUGCAGUGGAUAAGCUCUCUCAUACCUACUCAUCACAUCAAUGCCCUCAUCUUCUUCUUCAUCAUUUCCAAUCUAACACUGGAGUUCUUUGUCCUUGUCAUUCCCCUCAUUAUAUUCUACCUCUCCUUUGUGUCAAUGGUAAUUUCUACGCUCCGAGUCUUCCAGAACAGUAAGGCAUGGGAGAACUUUAGAGCACUGACAGCCAUGUUAUCUCAUUUUGAGCCGGGGAUCGACCAUGAGCAGGCCGAGUCCAACUUCACACGGAAUCACCUUGAGCCAUACCUCUGCUUCCUCCUUUCUGCGCUUUUCCUCAUCCUUUCAUUUCCUGUGGCAGACAAGUCCUGGUUGCCAUGUUCGGAACUAGCUAUGGUUGCAGUCUUUUUCACUAUAAGCAGCUACUUAAGCCUGCGACCAGCAGCACAGCAGCAUGCCAGAUUUGCUCUGCUCUCCCAGGUUGCCUCCGCCAUUUCUGCAUUCAUGAAUCAGUUGCUGGGAGGCUCGGUGGGUCAUAUAGUUGGUGGCGCUUGGUUCAGCAUGCACCUUUGUGACUGGUUGGUACUGCAUGUGGGUGUGCCUUGUGUUUUGUAUCUCUACCUCGUCUACCUGUGUUCUCGUAUGGCCACAACAGGUGGUACACAUGGCACAUACUGUGUGCUGUUGCCCUACCUGGUGUGCUUCAUCUGGUGUGAACUGUCCGUCACGCUGUUGCAAGAGUUCACUGCAUUGGGGCUUAUGCGCACAGCUGUGGGCUACCUCCUUUUCUUCUUUGCUUUACCGGUGUUAUCGCUGGCUUUAGCAGCUGUAAUGCUGGUGCAGCUACUGCAGUGGUUCCUCACCCUGGAACUGACCAAAAUGAUUGUAACGGUGUGCGUUUGUGUGCUGCCUGUGCUGCUGCGCUGGUGGACACGUUUUAGUGUGUCGCCCUCGGCAGUGCUGCGCUCUUUGCAGCGUAGCAGUGUGGUCAAGUUGAUCCUUGUGUGGAUUUCAGCUCUGGUGCUCUUCAGCUGGUUCUAUGUGUACCGUUCGGAGGGGAUGAAGGUAUACAACUCCACCCUGACAUGGCAGGAGUACAGCGACCUGUGCGGCCCUCGUGCAUGGAAGGAGCGUAACAUGGCACAUGCCCAGAUCCUCUGCAGCCACUUGGAGGGACACCGGGUAACAUGGGAGGGCCAGUUUAAGUAUGUUCGCGUCACUGAGAUUGAGAACGGUGUGCAAGCUGUCAUCAACCUUCUGCCCGUCUUUGUAGCGGACUGGGUCAGAUGUCUAUACGGCGAGGAGUAUCCUGCCUGUGAAGAGACCCAGCCGGGACCCGCUGAACCACUGUGUCAGCUCAAGGCCCUUGCAAAGCACAAGUGCUAUGUCAAACUUUUUGACUACUACAAGUUUGAAGUAAUUAUGGGGAUGCCACAGAAGGGGCGCAAUGGGGCACAAGAUUUUGAUGAUGCCACCAAAGACAUUGUGCUGCAGGCUAGUAACGAAUUUUGCCACGUCCUACUGGCACUCAGCUCAGGUAGCAUGGUGGAGUUUAGCACGGUACUUGAGGGUAGACUGGGCAGCAAAUGGCCUGUGUUUGAGCUCAAAGCCUUGCGCUGCAAAACAUGUGCCUCGCCGCUUGUACCAAUAAAACAACAGUUCAAGAUUGAGCAGGACUGGAGGGUUAAUGCUAGAAAUGCCUUUGCAUUUGCCUUCAAUUUCCUGUUCCACCCUCUGCUCUCAGCUGAGGUCGACGCUACUGUAGCUACUACAGAAGUAUCUGUGUGAAGCUAGUUUUUGACCAUUGGGAUACACUGCAGUAUUAGACUGAAUUUCGAAGUGCAAGGAUAUUUGAUAAAGUACUUUUGAUGAAAGUGUUAUCAAAACGCCAGAGGCGUUGUCAUUUUGUUUUGUCUGUUUCAAGUAUGAAAGUGAACAACUUUCUGUAGCACCUAUAGCAGAGGUGCCCAGUCCUGUUCCUGAAGGGCCAUGAUCCUACAGAGUUUAGCUCCAGCCUGAACCAAUACAACUGCCUUGAAUUUUCUAGUAAUCCUGGAGACCUUCGUUAGCUGGUUCAAGCGUGUUUAAUUAGGGUUGAAGCUAAACUUUGCGUGAGAGUGGUCCCCCAGAAGCAGACUUGGACACCCCAGUGCUACAGAAACCAAAUAAAAUACCACCACAAUCGCUGAACAAUUUAAUUCCCCUUUAACUAUUUAACCAGAAGUUAAGGAAUAUAAAUAUGCAUAUCAUGGGGAAAUUGAAAGCCAUGCCUAAAUUUCCAAAGAACCAGUGCAUCUGGACUCACUAAAUUUUCUGUAGUGAGAGGUUACAAUCACUAGCUUUCCCAUGUUUUAUUGAUUUAUAGGGCUUUUGAAUGUCUGAAAUUAUACUUAAUUUAGUUAUUGUAUUGGAAGAUAAUUUAUUACUAUUUGGGUGUGUGCAAGUGUGUGUCUGUGUUUUAUAAUUAUUAUGCCUUAGACUGGUUCAGAAGUAUCUUUUGAAGAUUUAUGUGACACAUUUUAGGGCGUAUAGAACAAAUUAGAAAAUUAUUAAUGAUUUUUCUGUGAAAAUAUUGUACAGUACAAUAGAGGUUUUUCUUAGACACAACUAUAGAUCUUUUUAUUUUCUAUAAUUGUGGAAUUAUUAUUGUCACAUAUAUUAAUAUCUAUUUGAGAUUUUAGUAGACAUUUCAAACCUUAAACAUUGCUGAACAGGUGUUUGAUUGAUUGUGGCUGCAUUGAAGGUAUGAUCUGACCAGUACAUUGCACAAUAUUAAAACACUGUAUGUAGUAAUAGAAUUUGUCCUGUGUGAAAAAUCAGCCCUUUUAUAAAUUUUAUUUUCGGUACUAUAAAUAUGUGAAUGUGCCACCACUUCAUUAUAUGUCAAUAAUGAAGUGCCACUCAUCAUUUAUCAUACAUAUACAUGCCUGCAUAUCGACUGUGUUAUCGCCGUUUACUGACAUACACUGUCUGAGCUUUCCAUUCUGCCCUGCUAUGAUUUCAGUGAAUAUUCCUCUUAUCUUACAGACUUGUGGGUAGGCACAUUUGACGUGGGCCAGUAAACAACACUUAACAAACACUUAACAGUUAAAACACUCUUAAAAUCACAGCAACUGCAUAACAAGCUGGUUUCUUGGCAGCAAACUUUAGAUGUACAAACACAACUCUUAUCUACAGAGAAUGAAACAUCUAGUUUUAUAUGCAUUAUGUAGAGUAAUGAGAGGUGCAAUACGGCAGCAGAGUUUUCAGAUAUUUAUGAACAGUACAACCAUUAGAUGGCAGAAUAAUUAUAUCUACUGAAACUUGAAUGCACUGGUAAAAGCCACCUCCAAAAACUGUUACCUCUGCUUAAAAAGGUAAUUAUGAACGACUCAACCAUGCACCCUUUCAGACUGUGAUUGUAUCCAGGAGUGUUUAGAAAGUGUAUUUUCAUCUAGUAAAUGUCAGGUAUCGAAUUUAACAACUAUGGCAGAUAUUCAAGAUAUUAUCAUCACUAUGCUUGAUAGACCAAAAUUAACCAUGUUUAAAGUGUAGUAACCAUGUUUUUUUGGCGUAUUGAUUACCAUUUGUAUAACCACAAUUUUACUACAAUGCUUUAUUAUUAUUAUUAUUAUUAUUUAUAUAUUUUUUGGAAUAAUUAGGUCAAGGCAAGAUUUUUUCUUAUAUUCGGAACAAUAGGUAAAUGCAGCUAUAGUUUGAAUAAACUAUAGGAUCUGCUGAAACUCUUCUAGAAGCUUGGGUUUGUCAAUCAUAGACUUUCUUAAAGCCAGACUUUUUCCAGACUUCCUUUUCCUGAGAAACUUCCAAAGCUACACUGUCUGGCAGCAUCAGUUUCUUAUUUUAUAAGAAGAUGGAGAAAAAAAAAAAACCCUCAUAGAUACAUAGAAAACUACACAAACCAAUGGUACUGGCUCAAGUGAAGGAUUACCUGUUUAAACCACAAAUAACCUUACAAUAACCCAUAUAUCAUACUGAGCUGCUAAUGUUUUUAUAAUUAUUAUAUAUGAUGAUACUGAAUCCAUCAUGGUAUGAAAUAAUAUAUAAAGAAUUAAACAUGGCCAGAAUGAUAUGAAUGGAAAAUAUCAUAUUUGAUCAUUUUUAUUUGGAGAAAGAAAUGUGCUGAAUAUGCCCUUGGUACAAAAACUGUUCUAAUUUCAUAACCCUGGAAAACUUUCUGACAGUGAACCAUUUCAUGGACAUGUGAUUAGAGUGCAUUCAGUAGUUUUUCAUGUCACCGCGCUUAAGCGUCUGACAGCUUUAUUUUAUCAGUCUUUGUUUAAAAACAUUUUCCUAGAAUGUUUGAGUUCAUUUUAGAUGCUGUUCAUAGACAAUAAGAGUUUGUAAGAGCACAAUUAUAAACACAACAAAGCUGGAAAAAUGGGCUAGUGAGUAGAUGAGAUCACAAGGGUAUAUUACUGAUUACAAAAAAAAACCAUUGACUUCAGGCGAUGGAAUGGAAAUACUAAAUGCUAACUCAUUUCCGGGUUUUGGCAUAAAAAAAAAUGUCAUCCCUACAGCACUGUAUUUGAUUUGUGGCUAUGCACAGAGAUUUAAAUAUUCAAUAUAUAUGCAUGAUAAAGAUCCAACUCUUCAACUUUCCUGAGUAUAGCUGUGUCCUCAUCUUCUGCAUUCGAAGGCCUAAUGCAUCACAGCGAUAAAGGCUAUAACUGUUUGAAGGCUCCUUAAAAUGUGACCUCAAAAUGCAUCCUUCAUUACCAGGGCCAUGAAGGAUACAAUAGAUGGAUCCUUUGGGGUCCAGUUUACACUUUUAAAUGUAAGCAUUGGGUUUCAUCUUAUGCUGGGCAUACAUUACAUGACAUUAGGCCCAGUUUGCACUUGCAACAGUUUUCUGGAGAUUGCUGACGAAAGGCCGAAAUCUGUGGCAAAUUGGUGCUCAAUUAUAUGAGUGACGAUCACAUAGUGUGAAUCGCAAAGACAUGAUCUGAGAGAAACGCAGAAGCGCCACUGAUGCUUGAGAAAUAUGAUACCUAAAACAGUCAUGUAGUGUGAUAGGAACAGUUGGUUAGUUGAUUAAAUAGUUUGUUAAGCAACUAUUUUCAGACAAUCCAAAACACUCCUCUCUUCUGUCACUGGUUGCCAAACAGAUAACCCCGCCCCAAAACUCAUGCUAUAAGAUAUGUAAAAUAUGUUGUGUCUAUAUAGACAAUGAUUUUUUUUUUAAUUAAUAUAAAUAAAAUAAAUGUUCUCUCCUACUCCCCAAUAAAAAGAUGUGCAAAACCACUUUUGUUUACUAAAUACUAAAUACUCCCCUUACCAAAAAGUAGUAUACUUCAAGUUUAUUUUAUUAAGUAUACUUAAGUAAAGUUCAAGUAUAUUUUAAAAUAUACUUUAUGUAGCAAGUAUACAAAUAUCAG